CUUCUGGUUAUGUUGGUGUUCAUUUCCAUUGAUUAGUCAAUUGAUGGAAAACAGUUGAUUAUCAUUGUGUUAAUAGUUUUAUCUUAUUAAUGUGUUGUUUUUAAUUCUCUUCUAUUUGAGAAUAUUGGAAAUAUUCCUUUUAAACAAUAAUCCCUGUGUUAGUUUGUUAAAUUAUUCGAAGGGAUAAAGAAAUGAUAAAAUGGACUCAGAGUUAAAUGAUGAAGAAUUGGUUUACCAAAUACUAAAAGAGGAACAACUUGAAGGAUUUUACCAUAGUUUAAGAACAGAAUUACAAGUUACCCUUUUCUCACACUUUGAUUAUGUUACCCUUGAUGAUUUGGCCAGAAUUGGAAUCGCUAAACCUGCUGGACGUCGACUGCUGGACAAUAUAAAGAAGAAAAAAUAUUCUAUCAAAUGGAAAAACAAUCCUAUACUUAAAUUGAUUAAUCCUGUUAAACCUUUUGUUCAGAAAAGCUUUUCCGAAAAGAAUGAGAGAAAAUCAAGUUUUCCUGGAGAAUCAUCUAAUUCAUCAUUAACAUGGUUAAUUAAUGAAAGAGAUCUUGAAUUGACCAACACCAAAUUAGGUGAUGGGUCAUUUGGUGUUGUCUGGAAAGCCAUUUGGACAGUUCCAGAUUCAAAGCGAACUCAAUAUGUGGCGGCAAAGGUUUUGAAAGAAAAAGUCAUUUCUCAGCAAGCGAUUAUCGAAGAUUUUAUUAAGGAAGUUAAUUCAAUGCAUCUUCUUAAUCAUCCCAAUCUUAUUCGUCUCUAUGGUAUCGUUUUGUCCCUUCCAAUGAUGAUGAUUACCGAACUUGCUGAGAAUGGUUCACUUCGAGAUCGUCUACGGAAAGAAUGUGGCCAUACAUCGAUCGCCUUACUCCACGAAUACGCUAUUCAAAUAGCCUCCGGAAUGGCCUAUCUGGAAUCGAAAAGAUUUAUCCACAGAGAUCUUGCUGCUCGAAAUAUACUUUUAGCUUCUAGAAAGAGGGUGAAAAUCGGAGAUUUUGGUCUGGUUCGAGCUCUACCUAAUCAAGAUGAUUGUUAUAUCAUGAAUGAGUCUAAAAAAGUUCCCUUCCCAUGGUGUGCACCUGAAUCUCUUCGUCACCGGAAGUUUUCCUCCUCUUCGGAUGUUUGGAUGUACGGGGUUACCCUUUGGGAAAUGUUUACCUUUGGAGAUGAACCUUGGAAAAAUUUCAACGGCGCUGAAAUUUUACUCAAAAUUGAUAAACAAGGUGAAAGAUUGGAACAGCCUGAAGCUUGUUCCAAUUCUUUAUACGAUCUUUUACUUAAAUGUUGGGACGCUAAUCCCGAUUUAAGGCCAAAUUUCAACGAAAUUAAAUCAUUUCUUGAAGAAACUCGUCCAUUAGACCUGAUUGGUGAACGAGCCUUCGAUGGCACUGAUGAGACGUUACCUGGAAAUGGGUCCAAUGUUUCAUCAUCAACAUUAUUUACCUCCAAAAAACCAUUGACAGUGAAACCGGGUGAUAAAAUUGAGGUUAUUGACGAUAAUCCUGAAAAUUUCUUAUGGAAAGGACAAAACCAGCGAUCUUUUGAAAUAGGUCAUUUUCCUCGAUGUAUAACGAAAGAGACAAGCGCUGUAGGUAAACGGAAAGCAAUUAGUAAACCAUUAAAAGGUAGUCUUGUUCAUGCCGGUCAUGGAGGGAUUGGAAAUACUUGGGGACACCCUAGUCAUAUAGAUGAAAUUUAUCUCAAGAAUCCUCUUCAACCUCCCGAUAUUAUGGGCUACCCUGAUAAAGAGCUUCCUCCUCCACCAACAACAAUCAAAUUAAAUGAUAAACUAAAACGUCUUAACAAUUUAGGUGAUCUUGGAAGUCCAAGGCGACAUGUUGGAAGGCAAUUCGGUUACAAUAGAUUCCGAAAUGAUGAUCAUAGUGAAAAUGAUCGAGAUCGUCGAUCCAAAGAUCUAGCACCGAAACGAUCUCAGUCUUAUACUCAAUUAAAAAGCGAGGGACUUUCUUGCUCUGAGGGGCUUCUAAUUGACCUGGAGGGAGAGGUGAAUGUCCAUGAAUUAAAAGCAGCUCAAGUCAUGUUGGGUGAGCAGAGAGCUACCUCAGCAUCUACUAGUAAUGGUCAUCGAUUUCCAGAGACAUUCAACAAUGAUAAUGAAGAUUCAUCUUACCAGAGAGUCUAUUACAAUGUUGCUGUCGCUUCUUCUGCCUCAUCAUCAUCACCUUUAGUCUCAACACCAUCAACAACAACAAUGUCUUCAUCAUUAGCAGCAAUAACUUCAACCCUUUCGGCAUUGACAACAUCAUUAUCACUCAAUACAACAACUUCAUCAAUUUUAAAUUCAUCCAAUUCAAUUGCAUCUUCAACAAGUGCCACCAAUAAUUUUACUUUAUCAUCCUCCUCUCAAGCUCAUCUUCCACCACCAUCAUCAUCAUAUCAUCAUCACCAACCAUCAACAACAACCUCAAGAUAUUACUCAACACCCGGAGAAGAAGCCUCAUCAGACCAAGGGUCCGAAGAUUCAAGUUUCAGUGACUCUGAAUGGGCCUUAGGUGGGAUGGCAUCUGAUGCAUCUGAUAUUUAUUCAUUGUAUGAAUCUCAAGCUAAUUGUAUUAAACCACCAGGAUCUCAUUCAUCUUAUGAAAAAGCUCCCUCCCUGUCCAGUUUGCCCCCAGGAAAUGCAGAUCCUUUUGACACUUCCAACAUUGACAACAUAAUGACAUCAACCAUAAGAAAACCAUCAAAUACUGUAAAUCGAGCGGAUAAAGCAUUCAAUUGGAUUGAAUCAAGUAUGAAGCAAUUACAAGUUAAUCAAACCAGUAGCGAUUCACCAAAUUAUCAACAGUCUGACCUACAAACAGGCCAACAACAGCAACAAGAAUACGAUUUAAAUCAACGGCAACCAUCAAAAUUAAGUAAAGAUUUUCUCAAAGCAUUGGAAUCAAAAUUGUUGUGCUCAGCUCUUGCCGCUCCUCAAUCCUCACAACCACCGCAGUCGCAAACGCAAACCCAAACCCAACCACAACCACAACCACAACCACAACCACAACCACAACCUCAACCUGUACCACCACCACCUCCCCAACCAUUGUCUCAGUCAUCUCGAGACUUUCCAUCUGUCGCACCACCGCCCUCGAAUGGAGCGACCAAGAACUCGCGGCGAAAUCAAAGUUCAAGUUCUUAUCGAUCAAGAGACUCUUCUGUAAAUCGAGCAUCUUCUAGUAACAGUUCAACCUCCACCCUUAGAAAAGCACCUCAACCACCAACGGCACAAGUUCGUCCCUUUUUCGCACCAAACAAAGGUCCAGCACCAGCACCUCCUUGUCCAAUUUUCUUUGGUGCUGGUAUGGGACCUUCGGCUCCAAGUCGAGAAGUGAUCUAUGGACUUGGACCGAUAACAAAUUAUCCCGAUUUCAACACAUGGGUCGAUCAACUGGUAGAAACGGUCAAAGGUACUACUCGAGAAGAGUGUGUUCGAGCCUUACAAUCAAAUGGAAUGGAUUCCGUUGGUGCUAUGAAAGAAUUACAAUUAAAUCAACUAAUGAGAUUGGGUGUUGCCGAUCUCGAGAAAUGUAGCAAAGCUUUAAAAGAAGCCGAUUGGAACCUUUCGGACGCAGCAUCCAAGUUAUUAGAUUAACAAUUUAUCAAAGAUCAAAGAGAAAAUAUCAUUCAUUAGAUUGUCAUAUGAUUGGAUUAACAAUUAAUUUACACUUUUAUAAUUAUUUGUUUACCAACAUGUUGAUGAUGAACCAACUUUCCAUUUUUCUCAUGAUUUAGUAGUUAAUUUUAAUUAAUUAUGGAAUCACAACGAAACGAACAGUAAUUAACAAACUAACCGUUAAUUGGAUAUUUUUAAUUCCGAAGCAUAAGCCAAAGUUUAAUCUAUUAGUUUCUCAACUAAAUCUCUUAAUUGUUCAUAAUUAAUUCCGUUUGUCUCUCAUUCAUCUUCCAUUUUAAAUCUCAUCUCGCCAAAGUAUUAACAUUAAUUCUGAUUCUGGUCCCUGACUGAUUAUCAAUGAAUUCCAGUUAAUCUUUUCAAUUAACAUCUUCAUUAUUCAUGGAAACCAAAUCAAUGGAAUCUAAUUCAAGGAAUCAUUGAUCUUGAUCAUGAACCGUAAUUCUGAAUCUCUUCCUGAUUUAAAUUUUAAAACAAUCAACCACACGGACGAAUCUUCAACCUUAAUUGCUUCAAAUACUAAAUCAAAAUCCGAUUAAUCAAUGAAAGCAGACGAGUUACGAUAAACCCAAAAGUGAAAUCAAAGCUCUCUAGUCCAUAAUAAAAACAAUUAACCUGUUAAUUAUUACAAUUAAUAAUUAGUAUUAUUGUCAUCAUAAUAUUGAUUCAUAAUUUCAUCAAAAUUUUCAAAAAUGAAUUAUUUACCUUGAUAAAUCAAUGGAAACCAGUGAGAGACAAAAGCUCACUUUCAGUUAUAGUCAAAAACUUUUAAUCAUAGAUAUAAUAUAAGAACAAUUAGUUAAUUAGUUAACUAAUCAUCUUUCCUCUGUAAAUUUAUACAUAACUAAUUGUCCAAAAAUCCAUCCUGUACUUAAAAAGCAAUUGAAUUGUAUCCUUGGUUUGUUAAAUCUCAUUUUUUCUGCUCCCACCAUCAUCAUCAUUUAAAGAGCAGAAAAAAUUUCCCUUUCAAUCAAUUAACUAAUUAGUUAAUGACCCUAAUUUUCCUAAUUGUCAAAUUGUUGUCACUUUAUUCUGAAAAAAAAAAUUCAAAAGGAUUCAAAAUGGAAACUGAUUUACAAAAAAAAACCAACUCAUUCAUUGGGUUAUUGUUUUCAGGUAAUAAAAAAACAAUUAAAAUCCAUGACAAUUUAAAA
Molecule: messenger RNA, 4797 nt
Organism: Panonychus citri (citrus red mite)
Lineage: Eukaryota; Metazoa; Arthropoda; Arachnida; Trombidiformes; Tetranychidae
Gene: Ack
Exons: 4
Coding region: 200-3604 (1134 amino acids)
Biological process (GO): protein phosphorylation; cell surface receptor protein tyrosine kinase signaling pathway; multicellular organism development
Cellular component (GO): signaling receptor complex
Molecular function (GO): transmembrane receptor protein tyrosine kinase activity; protein binding; ATP binding
Source: RefSeq, a predicted model, not a curated record